Molecule: messenger RNA, 428 nt
Organism: Apaloderma vittatum (bar-tailed trogon)
Lineage: Eukaryota; Metazoa; Chordata; Aves; Trogoniformes; Trogonidae
Gene: AGBL4
Product: ATP/GTP binding protein-like 4
Exons: 3
Source: RefSeq, a predicted model, not a curated record
GUGCUCCCUGAUGGGGUUUGAUUUAAACCGGCACUGGGCAAAUCCAUCUCCUUGGGCUCAUCCCACACUGCAUGGAGUGAAACAGCUCAUCAUUGAGAUGUACAGCGAUCCGAAGAUUAACCUGGAGUUCUAUAUUGACAUCCAUGCCCACUCCACCAUGAUGAAUGGCUUCAUGUAUGGGAACAUCUUUGAAGAUGAGGAAAGAUUUCAGCGACAGGCUGUUUUUCCCAAGCUACUCUGUCAGAAUGCCGAAGACUUCUCUUACUCCAGUACGUCGUUCAACAGAGAUGCUGUGAAAGCAGGGACAGGCCGGCGUUUUCUUGGUGGGCUGUUAAAUGACACAUCUUACUGCUACACUCUGGAAGUCUCAUUCUACAGCUACAUAUUGGGUGGACCUACUUCUGCUGUCCCCUACACAGAAGAAGCAU